This is a messenger RNA of Parnassius apollo (apollo), 225 nucleotides long. The record is from the annotation of a GenBank genome assembly. Lineage: Eukaryota; Metazoa; Arthropoda; Insecta; Lepidoptera; Papilionidae.
AUGGUGAAAUGUAAUUCGGAAAAAGUUCGGCACAUACGCCAUUCGCUUAUUCCGAAAGUCAAUAAAUGUAGAGGCACUAUUUUUAUAUCUAAUAAUAAUGAAGUUGGUGAGAUACAGCAAUAUGUUGAAGAGAAUUCUUUGCCCCUGAAUAAAGUACAUAAUCGAGGUGUUGAGCAGGCAAUAAAUAUGGAAAGUUGUACAGACGAUAGGUGGCGAGCUUAUUGA